Molecule: messenger RNA, 1488 nt
Organism: Salarias fasciatus (jewelled blenny)
Lineage: Eukaryota; Metazoa; Chordata; Actinopteri; Blenniiformes; Blenniidae
Gene: ubxn1
Product: UBX domain protein 1
Exons: 10
Coding region: 41-955 (304 amino acids)
Biological process (GO): negative regulation of protein K48-linked deubiquitination; negative regulation of proteasomal ubiquitin-dependent protein catabolic process; negative regulation of protein ubiquitination
Cellular component (GO): cytoplasm; nucleus
Molecular function (GO): K48-linked polyubiquitin modification-dependent protein binding
Source: RefSeq, a predicted model, not a curated record
GUUGCCGUAUCAGUGAAACGGCGUUGACUGAUGUGUGAAAAUGGCAGAGAUGACGACAUUAGAGAGCCUGCUGGAGAUGGGCUUUGAAAGAAACAGAGCGGAGAAGGCGGUGGCAAACACAGGCAAUCAGGGGAUAGAGCAAGCCAUGGACUGGUUAAUGGAACACGAGAACGACCCGGACAUCGAUGAGCCCUACGUACCUCCUGUGGGGAACGUCCUGGGAGGAGAAGCAGAGAGUCCAUCCAGCACAGAGCUGCAGGCACUGGCCGACGCAGCUGAAGGUGAAGAGAGCGGCUACAUUGAGACGGAGGAUGGUGGGAGGCGACCGAUGACAGAGGAAGAGAAACGUGAACAAGUCAAAAGGCUAGAGGAGCUGAUGAGGGUGAAGCAGGCGGAGAGACGAGAGCGGGAGCGGGCGGAGGAGGUGGAGAGGGAGAAGCAGCGGAGGAGGCAGGGCCAGGAGCUGCAGCAGAUCCGCCAAAAGAUGCAAGACGACGAAAUGAAAAAAAUUGCCGACCAGCGCAGGAGAGAGAAGAUGGAGGACAAACUAGCAAGGCAAAGAGUUAAAGAGAGGAUUGCACGAGACAGAGAGGAGCGAGCACAAAAGUUUGGAGGUGCUGGACCCCCGAGCUCGACUGCGUCGUCUCAGCCCACCCCUCCCAGCCCAUCGUCACCCACCAGUCAGGGCCCUCCCCCCACCAAGAAGGAGUAUGAUGAGUCUAGGAUACAGGUACGUCUGCUCGACGGCUCGACCAUCAACACAGUCUUCAAGGCUCAGGAGCCUCUGGCGGCGGUGCGCGUCUACGUGCAGAUGAACGGAAACACACCCGAGGGCCAGGACUUCACGCUGCUCUCGCCCUACCCCCGUCACGUCUACACUGAACUGGACAUGGAGAAGCCCCUCAAGGAGCUGGGUUUGGUGCCUUCAGCUGUGCUGGUCGUCACCAAAAAGUAAGAAGAAGAGGAUCUGCUCUGUGAGCCUACCUCACCCAUCUCCACCACAUCGACACCUGGAACAGAGCCGCCACCUUCGAGCAUCGCUCGAGAAGCCAGUUAACUCCGCCCGGCCAUGAGGCCCAGUCCCGUUUCUCUUCCGGUCGAGAUAGAGAACUAAACCGUCGACCUGAUCAGCCUCUGCUCAGAUUUUACAGGAAGCAGUGAGUUUGAGUUUCAUCAGAGUGAAGAUAGCUGGCUUCUAAUUGAUACUGCUUGAAGGAGCACCGCUCACGGUUUCAACAGCACAUUUAAGUGAAAGAAAAGAAAAAAAAAAAAAAAACUUCCAAGAGCAAAAAUCGUUGAGUUUUAACCCGAUCCUUAGAUAGCAGAGAAAUCUUCACAAUGGAUCAUAAAGGGCCUUAAAUUAAAUCCCUUAAAUCUUCCUGAUUUUGUGACACUGUACUCUGCCAAUUUUUUUAUAAGUUAAAAUGUCAACAGCUAUUCCUGCACGGUCAAAAAUGGACUGAGAAUAAAGCUGACUUGGAGAACUGA